CAGCCUGCCGGAGGCCAAAGCCAGUGAACGUUGUUACACCAUGUUGCUAUAUUCUAUUGUACUGGUGCAAGUCCUUCUGGCCAUAUGCCACGGCUCCCUGGCCGAAAAAAUGAUGCGGCCCAAGUUUAAGGACAUAAAGAUCUGGAGCGAGGAGAAGAUGCUCAGCCAUAAGGUUGUGUACGAUAACAGUGACCCGCAUCUGAACUUCUCCAUGGAGGUUCACCAGGAAUUGCAUGACGUGGAUAUACAUCUGGAGGUGCGCAUUGCCAAUAAGCAGGACUCCCUGUACACCACCACUCUUAACACGACCCUAAACGUAUGCCGCAUCCUGGGCUUCGCGAACCAAUCACCUGUGGGACGCUUCGUUCAUGGCUUCAUCCGCGAGUACGGCAAUAUUAUCGACAACUGCCCCAUCGCCAAGGGAUCCUACUUCAUCAACAAGUUCUGGUGGCCUGAGGACCCGACCACCGCCAUCCUGCCUGAGCUCGAGUUCGAGAUUAUCUGGCAGGCCUUCCACAUAGAUGCUAGCAAGAAGCGCACCAUGAUUAUGAAUGACCACUUCGGAGGGGAGUUCGUCGUCCAGGACGUGAACAACCUCAAGCCGGGCAUCUUCGCAAUGCUUCCCAAGGUGGCAUAAAUUGGUUGGGUCCACUCGUCUCGCCCAAGAUGAACGUUCCAGCUCCGUCGCGUGUCUUAAUGGUGUUAAAUGAAUGUAUUUGUAUCACUUUAAUGUUACCCCCAGCAGGCAAAUAAAUCUGUCUCAAAAGCAGCAAAAUUCAA
Molecule: messenger RNA, 780 nt
Organism: Drosophila ananassae
Lineage: Eukaryota; Metazoa; Arthropoda; Insecta; Diptera; Drosophilidae
Exons: 3
Coding region: 41-637 (198 amino acids)
Source: RefSeq, a predicted model, not a curated record